This is a messenger RNA of Cuculus canorus (common cuckoo), 3296 nucleotides long. It is a transcript of the gene RAB4A, whose product is annotated as RAB4A, member RAS oncogene family. The record is from RefSeq and is a predicted model, not a curated record. Gene Ontology annotation, cellular component: endosome. Gene Ontology annotation, biological process: Rab protein signal transduction; regulation of endocytosis. NCBI's taxonomy places the organism in Eukaryota, Metazoa, Chordata, Aves, Cuculiformes, Cuculidae. Gene Ontology annotation, molecular function: GTP binding; GTPase activity. The transcript is spliced from 8 exons. The coding region runs from base 114 to 770 and encodes 218 amino acids.
GCCCGCCUCGCGCACCCGGGCGCGUGCGCAGCUGGUGGAGGGGCCGGAGCGCUUCCCUCCCUGCUCAGCAGCGGCCCCGGGCGGGGGAGCGGAGCGGGACGGGAGGGCAGGGGAUGUCGCAGACUGCCAUGUCCGAGACCUACGAUUUCCUGUUUAAGUUCUUGGUCAUAGGAAAUGCUGGAACUGGAAAAUCCUGCUUACUACAUCAAUUUAUUGAAAAGAAAUUCAAAGAUGACUCAAAUCACACUAUAGGAGUGGAAUUCGGUUCAAAGAUCAUAAAUGUUGGUGGUAAAUAUGUAAAAUUGCAGAUAUGGGAUACAGCAGGACAAGAGAGAUUCAGGUCUGUAACAAGGAGCUACUAUAGAGGAGCUGCAGGUGCUUUGCUUGUCUAUGAUAUAACCAGCCGGGAAACCUACAACGCACUUACCAAUUGGUUGACAGAUGCAAGAAUGUUAGCAAGUCAAAAUAUUGUGAUAAUACUGUGUGGAAACAAAAAGGAUCUUGAUGCAGAUCGUGAAGUUACUUUUUUAGAAGCAUCCCGGUUUGCACAAGAAAAUGAGCUGAUGUUCUUGGAAACAAGUGCACUAACAGGGGAAAAUGUUGAAGAGGCCUUUGUACAGUGUGCAAGGAAAAUACUCAAUAAAAUUGAAUCAGGAGAACUGGAUCCAGAAAGAAUGGGCUCAGGUAUUCAGUAUGGAGAUGCUGCCUUGAGACAGUUGAGAUCGCCACGUAGAGCACAAGCACAAAGUGCUCAAGAAUGUGGGUGUUAAAGAAAGAAAACACAAAUUCCCGAAUAUUCACUUUAGAUACAGAAGCUGUCCUUGCAAAUGGUGUUUGAAGAAGGAGAUGAAGCUUGAAGGCUAUGCGGUUUUUAAAAACACCUUUCCACUAUCUACAAAUGGAGCAGACCACUGCUGGCAGAAAGGUGUACCAUGUGGUGUGGGGCAGGGAUGUUCACAUGACACAAGUCUGCAAAGUGAACUUGGUAAUUGGAUGGACAAUAUUAAAACUCAUGCCUGUAUGUAAACAUUCACCAUUACCUAUUUUUGGUCUUUCAUCUCUAGUUUAAAGGAUUGCUAUAUACUGUAAAUAAUGUAACAGUAAAUUUACAAAGCAUGGUAUACUUAUGUAUGCUGAUAGAAUGUUGCACUGCAAGCAGUUUAAUAUUUUAUUUUUUUAUCAUAUAAAGAAAUUUAACUGAGGUAGGCUUGGUUAUGUUUGUUUGUUUGCCCAAUAGCUUAUAUUUAUGACCGGAAUUGAAAAAACAGUGGCACUGUCCGUGAAGGGUGGUUGUGUUAUUUUUUUUCUACUUUGUUUGCCACGUUCACUUUCUGGCAUAAUUUAUUAUUAACAUAUGUUUAGGACACAUACUUAUGUUAACUAAUAUGUCGAGUUGGAAAAGUAAUUUUCAUUUAUGUUCACAUGUCCUAUUUUGUCACAGUUCUUAUAAACUUCUGAAGCUCUUUUAUCAAACUUCAAAAGUUUAGAAAAAAAUACUGUUAAGUCUCUCAAAUGGUUGUUGACUGACUUGGAUUUGGGAUUUUUUUGUUUUCUUGGUCCUGAUGUUUUGUAUAUCACUGGCAUCACAAAGAUGGAAUAUAGAUGUGAACAGAACUGUUUAUUCUCUAUGUGUGUUGUAAUUCUAGGGCAGGGGUAUGGGCUUGUGGAGAAUUGUCACAGUAGGAGUUCUCCUAACCUGUAUCACAAACAGAGCAAUCAGCUGUGGAAAUAGGACCUCUGUUGAAGCAUACCUGGUGACGUACAAACUGAACCCAAAUGAAUCUAAAUUAUCCUGAAUGUAUGAAAUUUAAAAUACAUUUCUUUUUCUUAAACAUUCACGAGGCACAAUUAAGAACUUUCAUUUAAAAAUUAGACUUUAAAAUUGGGAACAUACAGUCUGUCUUGCUUGAGCACUACCUUUGAACUUCAUUUGAGUGCAUGUGUAAUGUUGUCCAUAUUGCUUCCAGGAGACUUGUGUGAUGGAAGGAAAAAAACAAGUGUACUACAUAUGUAGUUCUUUCCUCCUGUGAAACUCAUCAAGAGGAAUUUCAGCCUUAGUACUUACUUUUUAUUAUUAUUACAGUAAGACACUUAAUUAAGACUUUCUUUCCUGCCCUCUUUUUGUCAUGGAAAAGAGGCAUGGGGCAAGAGAAUAGAAAUCCUGCCCUCAUUCCUCAACUGGAGGCUUGCAGAGGCUCCAAAAGGGAGGACCAAACCAUAAGUAUUGCAUAUCAUUUUUAUAGUGCCAGGUAAGAGACACGGCUUUUCCUUUUGUCAGAUAAGAAGCUGCAGAAUUAAGCUAUUGUCUCUGGAGGAAGCUGAAUUCAACCAGCUGAAGGAGGCAAUUUCACUUGCACUGAUGGAAAUCACUAGUGACAUUUUUACUUAGUUACUUGUAUAACUAGAAAGGGGAUAUCUCCUCCACCAAUCCAGACUGAGAUGUGUUGCAUUUCUUACAGUAUUAGGGAGGAGUGUUGGUUCUGAAAGCCCAAACCAGUUCUGGAAUGGUUGGAAAAAUGAGAUUUUGAGGGAGCCUCUUUGUUUCCUUACCCCAAUCUAAUCAGGUUUCUUGAUACACUGACAGAAGUGAAAGCGGAACACUUAUCAGCUGGGACAUAGCAAAAGUAAAGCCAAAGGUCCUGUCACCAUUACAGUGGUUGAAAUGGUGAUUGCUGUUGAUCAAAACUUCUUUCCAUUGUUACAGUAGCAGUUGACAAGAGUGGGAGACUGGUUACUUAAUUCUGUUGCUUUUAAAUAGAAAUUUUAGGAGUUUGGUAGGGAUUUUCUUAUAUUUCUUCCUGUCCUUUUCCCUUUGCAUACAACUCUGGCCUCUUUUGUAUACUCGGUUCUUAUGAUCAUUUUGGUCCAAGUAUCUGUGGUUAAAAGCAGUAAGCACAGUUUUAUUCUUCCUUUAACCAGCUGUCUUAAAUGUUCCCUUUUGUAUCUGGAAGGAGAGAAUAGUGUCAUAAUAAUGAGUUUCGAUAUAUUUUUAACUUUUUUUAAUGUAUACUCUUACUGUAUACACAUUAACCAGGUUAAUGUGCAUAUUUUGUAGUAUUGCAACCUUUUAUGCUGCAUCUCUGUGACAUUUUAAAAAGAAACUUUAUAAAAUGGCAACUCCUGGGGGAAAUACUGUUGGAAGCAAUAGCUCUCACCAGUGCAAGCUAUAUUAAUAUUUCUCUGCUGAGAGUUUUUCCAAAAAUAAACAUCAUGCCAAUAACAGCCCUGGAGUAGAUUUUAAGCUUUAACAUUAUAGUUCGCACAGCAAACUGUUCUAGCUCACAUAAACAGUAAGU